UGGCCGCUAGGCUUUUUUUUAUAUAUUUUUAAGUGAUCGAAGGAAUAUAGUGUAUACAGUUAUAUUAUAUGUACUAUAAAUAAGUGAUUAACUGAGUUUUAUGUAUUUAAUAGGUUUUUAAAUAUAACAACGGAAAUGUUAUUGGGUACAAUGGCGCAGUCUACAGUACACCAAAUUAAGUUCCUAACUCUAAUACUCUUGAUAGUCAAAACUACCACAGCGAAACCAUCCAAAACUAGUGCCAGACCUGUUUUUGAGGUCGUCAACGAACAACCUGUAGAUAGAAUAGACGAUUUCAAAUCAUUUAACGUUCCCGGAAAUUUGCCGUAUGGUAAUCCUUUAGCAGGAAAUUCACAGCAAAAUGCGAGAUUGCACGCACAAAACCAGCAAGCUAUGUUCAAUGCGGAGCGAGUAAGACAACAUCGAGCGCAGUUACAAAGGUGGGCUAACAUACCGCGGCCAAUGGAUAGUUACAUGAGAGCCUACCACGAAUCACAAGAGAGCCACCAAUUAGAACUAGAAAAACAACAAUCCAAUCUGAGAGACAAAAAACAAGGUAAUACUGAACCUAAACUAAAAAACAGACCGUCCCAAAAUAAACAAGAAACAUUAAGAAGAGGAGUAAAAGUUAUACCAGAAGUUGUUAAAUUAACAAAAGACGCCGCCCUGAAGACUGAAAAAAAUAGAAACCACAGAUCUUACGGUUCAGACAAUUAUCAACAAUACAUGCAACCACAAAGAUAUAAAACUAUUUAUGUCUCUCCAGCACCAACUUAUGAUCAAGGAGUAACUAUAAAACCUAAUGGUAACAAUGAAAUAACGGAUGAGGAAAAUACUAAGUUAUAUACUGAGGCCGUUCCAAGUAAAACUCAAUAUGUUUAUCCUAAACAAUACAGUCAAAUGCAAAACUACGAGUCCGCGCAAGAUAUAGCAACACUGAAUUCUAUACUUAAAAAAAAUCCACACGAUCAACUAUCCGAAUUAAACGCUUUGAUUAGUUCCAGCUACAAUACAAAUGAAACACCCAAAGAACUCGACACUCCGAUUGAUUUAUAUUUUUAUAUGAAAGAUGAUCCUGCACAAAAUUUAAACCAACAUAAUGAACAUUCAAUAUAUGGGCAAGUGCCACCAACUUAUACCAGUGCCUAUACAACUAACUUAAAAGACCAUACACCCAUUACAGAAGAAGUAGAUGAUAUUUCAGAUCCAAAUAAAAAUACAAAAAUACAAGCAUACGGUAUUCAGACUGUUUUAUCUGCACAACCACAAGACGUUGAGACUACAACUGUUAAGAGUAAUAACUAUUAUAAAGUUGAAGUAGCAAGCCAAACUAUUACGUCAGGAUAUAAGCCUAGUGAAGCUAAAGUACAAUAUUAUUUGAGUACAAACGAAGGCGAGAAACCUCAAGCUUCAGCGUAUGUGCAGCCGUUGGAAUUGCACAAUCAAAAUAAAGGUGGCGCGGGUGAUGAGAGUGAAAGGUACCUACAUCAUAAUGCUCAGUAUACUGGCGUCCAACAUCUAUCGGAAGAUGGAACAGGUGUUUCAGCUUAUGGUGUAGAUAAUCUCCAUUACGCGGCGAAAUAUGAGUUCGGAUACCGGGUCAGGGAUCACCACAGCGGCAACGACUUCGGGCACUCGGAAGCGAAGCACGGCGAAGCAACCAACGGGCACUAUCACGUGCUACUGCCAGACGGUAGAAUGCAAAAGGUGAAAUAUUCUGCCGGCCCUGAAGGAUUCCACGCGGACAUAACGUAUGAUCAUUUACAUUAAUGAAAAUUUGUAUAUCUAAGCGGUUGUUAUAUAAAUUAUAUACUCUUAGUACGUUCCGAAGCAAGCUACAAGAAAAGGUUUUUUUCCGAAGUAAAUUACAAGUGAGCGUUUUUAGAAGCAAACGACAAGAACUGAAUAAUAUAAAAUGCAUUUUAUUAUUAUUAUCCAAUUGAUAUAAAUAAUGUAAGUUAUAUCAAAGAGUUGAUAAUUAAAAUAUAAAAAAAAAUCUCAAAUAUUUGUUUUUUAGGUAGAAAAUUAGCGACCUAUUUAUUUUUGUAAGGUUAAUAUUACGAGAAGCCAUAUUGUAAAGGUUUUUUUUUUUUAUUUAUGUCAUUGAUUUAUAAACAUGUAAAUAAUUUAAUAAUAAAUUGUGACAUUACAAUUAGGUAGAAAUAUAAAAAGGAAUGCAAAUAAAACAAAAGGCAAUAACAAUUAUUUAUUAAAUAUUAUUAAAUGAAGCAAUUUUAACACAACAAUAAAAUUUCACAAAGUAACAGCCAAAAUCUUGCCAGUGUUAUUUAAAAAUGUCUCCAUUUCCUAAGUUUUUAUUUCUUGUUUACUCCAAACUUUUUGAUUAUUCACAAUAUAAUUAAUAUUAUUCACAUGUAUUUAGAGUCAAUCCUUUGUACAUUAAAAAAUAAUAAACAAUUGUAAGUUACAGUAACAGUAACAGUAAUUUGUAAAAAUAAAUCUGUAAUAAUAGUUCUUAUAAUAAGUAUAAAACUUAGAUAAUCAAAAUAAGUACUUACAUUAAAAAAAAAAACAAACUACGUUAUAUUAAAAUAAGUUACCUAUUUGCUAUUACGAGAUCAUUGUGUACAGUUGAUAAUAUCAAAAAUUUCUGACUUCGAAAUUCGACGAGACGUGACGACGUACACAGACGUAAUGGUACGGAAGAAAAAUGGUUACAAAAUUUAUACGAACUCAAAACCUGUACCGCACUACUCGUAUACGAAAAGUGAAAACUCGGAAAGUCGCAGUAAUGUGAUGUGACAUUGCGUUCCCAGUCAGCGUCACUCCACGUAAUUUAUUACACAAUCAGACUUUAUUGUUAAUGAUAAGUAUGUGAAAUGUCAUUGUCCGUUAAAGGAAAUAAGAAAUAUUGUGAACACAAUCAAAUAUUGGAACGUCACUUAUAAUUGUUGCAAAUAACGUCUUACCUAUUGAAUAUUUAAAUUAUUUUAAUGAGUAAAUAAAUAAAUAAAAUGACUUGCAGAAUACAGUUUUCAACCUACUCCAAAAACAAAAUGGUUCUCAUUUAGCUUGUAAUUUAUUAUGUUUGUUACCUUAUAAUUGUUACAAUUUAUAAACCGAUUUAAAAAAAUAAUAUUUAUAUGAAAGUAUAUACGUACACAUUAGUCUGUAGUAAAUCUGUUCAGUAGUUUAGUUUUGAAAUAAAAAUAACUUGUUUUGCCACAAUUGUAGUAGUUUUUUUUUUCUGUGGAACAAAAACUUUGUUUUUUUACAAAGCAUAAAAAUUAUUGUUACAAUACAAAAUCUACUUAUAAAGAUACUAAAAAUUAAAUUUAAACAUGUAAAUAAAUAUUUAAAAAAAUAUUUAAAUAUGUUUUAAUUUUUUUAUAUGUCUAUUUAAAUAUAUUUAUUUAUAAUUUGUAAAUUGAAUUUUCCAAUUGUCAUUGUACACUUUUAUGUAUUAGGUGCAAUAAAGUGAUUAAUAAAUAUGUGUAAAACGAGAAAGUUUUAAAAUUAGCUAAGCCUAAAAAAACAAACGAGAUAAUAUAAACAUGAUUAAUGUAGAUGGUAGAUAAACAACGGGUAAACGGAAAAGAUUUAUACGGGGACCUACUUAGUAACGACUUUCUACGAGAUAAUGGACAAUUAGUUACCCAAUUGUAUAACUUACUGUGUACUUGUACAAGUGCGACCUAUGUGUUACAUGUAAAUAUAUAAUUACAACGACAUAGGUAUAUACAUAUUUAUUCAACCAACUUUAAAAAGAAAAAUCUCGAUUAAGUUGUAUUUUUUUUAUGUUUAUUACUUCAUAACUCAGUUAGUUGUAAACCUAUUUGGAAAUCUUUAAAUCUUUUCUUAUCUGAGAGAAUAUACUUACAGGUUGUUCCCAUAGAGAUUUUAUGAAAAUCUUGAAAAAAAAUUCAGUAGUUUAGUUUUUAAAACAAAACUGAUUACAUCACAGUUGCAGUGGGUUUUUUAAAAAAAAAAAACAAUAUUAAUUAUUAAACAUAUACGCUUAGCAUCUCCUAUAGGAUAUGCUAAGCCAAGCCUAUAGGAUAUACUCUCUAAGUACUUUCAUGUUAAUAUUAAUAGCAUAGAUAAAUCUUUAUAUUACGUAUAUAUAUAUAU
Molecule: messenger RNA, 4092 nt
Organism: Galleria mellonella (greater wax moth)
Lineage: Eukaryota; Metazoa; Arthropoda; Insecta; Lepidoptera; Pyralidae
Gene: CPR143
Exons: 3
Coding region: 136-1770 (544 amino acids)
Cellular component (GO): extracellular matrix
Source: RefSeq, a predicted model, not a curated record